CGGACCCUUAAUGCCAUAAGGCGCAGCCCUGUUUUGGUUUAGGGGCGCAGUUGCCAUUUAUUGUUUACAAGCCAUCGUGAUGCAUAUUUAAAUCCAACACAGAAGAUAAGUAAGGUUAGUUUUCAAAACAAACCAAGUGUUUAUUAAUUGAAAAUGCCCAAAGUCAAGAGACAGUCGCUUGAAACACUUAGAAAACUUGCAAAAAUACGCAGAGAGAAAAAAAAAGAAGCCUUCAAUCUUUUACAGAUAGAUCAAGUAAAGAUUAACAAAAAAACCAAAAAGCAAGUAAGUAAUCAAAAGAAAACACCACGGAAAUAUAAGAAGCCCAAAAAGCCAAAAUUCGGGUUUAUAAUUCAAAUAAAAAACCACAAACGUCUAAUUAGAAGAAGCCAGAGAAUUCUAAGAAAUUUGAAAAAAACACAGGAAACCAAAGAAAAAAAACCAAAGAAGAAAACUAAAAAAAUAAGAAAUAAACCAAAGAAACAAGAAUCAAGGAAAAGGCAAAAAAGAAAGGCAGAAGAAGAAAAUGAAAAUUUACCUCCAAGUGAUGUCGUACUGCCCUUGGCGGAAAAAGAAGAAGAAGAAGAGGUAGUAGAACAUAACCAAAACAAUUGUUUAUCUUUCAAAAUGGUAUAUCCGGAUAAAAAGUUUGAAAAUGAAACGUUUCAAUCGAAAUCCAAGUACAAAAUGUUCAAAAAAACUAAGGGCGCAAGGGGGAGGGAAUCAUUUUUUAACAACAGAGGGGGUAGAACUGAUUACUACGGCAAUAGAAAUUAUCGGAAUAGGAAUACAUCGUAUUAUAAUGGCAGACUUUUACCGCAACGCAAAUUCCAUCACAAAAAACCACCAUCAAGGCCACCGUCUCCAGUAGUUGGUAGCGAAGAAUACACAAAACGCAAAAUAGCAGAGACCAGCUCAAAAAUCAUGAAGCAUUUAAUGAACCCCAAUAUUCCGCUUAAAGAAAAGCAACCAGAGCCAAACCAAGACAAAACAAGACAAACCGACUCCAACAAACAAGUAGAAAACAAGUCUGACGCAAACAGUUUCUCGAAAAACAAAAGCAAAAAUAACGCCAAAGAAAUACACGACAAAAUUCUCAACCACAUCACAGGCCUCAACAAAGGCAGAAAGAAAAUGUUCAUCAACGCCAAAAGCAGCACCUAUGAUAUCGUUAUUCAACAGAUACAAAAAAAGAAAAGACUCGAACUGUCGAGGAUUUUUAGGAGAAUGUGCGCUCAGGAAAGUACAGAAGCAAACAACGAAGCUGACGAACUGUUAAACUCCAUCAUUCCAGAUAUCGGUAUUAAAAUUGACGAGUUGCCAAAGGAGUUGAUUGAAGAGCUUAGAAAUACUUUGGAUAUAAGUUUCGAAGAAUGUUAUGACAAUGAAGAUUCAAAUGCUACAGAGAUUUUAGAAAAUUUUGAUAAUCAUUCGGUCGAUUUAGAUGAACCUAUUGAUAAUAAUAAAAUUAUUGAAAAUGAAAUGCACCAAGACAUAGAAUCUGAAGAUAAUACUGUAGGAGAUUUAUUAUCAAAAUCUUUUAAUAAGGCACAUUUUCAACAUGAAUUUAUUAACAUUAAUGAAAACACUAAUGAUAAUAAUGAAAAUGUAUUACAUAAUAACACUCAAGAGAGUGUAGUAGUAGAUGAAGAAACAAUUUCUAUAGAACAAGAAAAAAUAGAUAAUAUGAAUGACAGUAAUAUUGAGAAAAAUAAAAUUGAAACACUUAUAAAACAAGAAAUAAUGGAAGAAGAUAUUACAAAUAAUGACAUGAAUGCUAAUAUUUUUAAACCCAAUAAAGAACCAAUACCUUUUCCACCUAUAAAAGAAGAAAAAAUGAAAGAGGAAAGUCAACAUGACAUUACAAAUAAUGAAAGUAAUGAUAAUAAUACUGAAACAAAUAAAGAAGAAAGUACUGAAUUUAAUAUACCAGCCAUGAAGGACAGUAUUAGCAUAACAGAAAACAGUAUUACUGAGAAUGAUGCUAAAAGUGAAGAUAAAGAUUGUUUAGAACAAGAAAAACACGAAAUAAAAAAAGAGUUUACUUUGGAAGAUUUUUUUGAACCUGAACAAGUGUCAUGUGAUUCUUACAAUAAAGAAAGUAUUUCUUCAAACUCAGUAGAAGAAACUAGUAACAAUUCAGAAGAACUUUUGGUGGAAAAUAAUACCAUUAGUAUAAUAAGUGCUAUUCCUAAAAGUACUAUGCAAGAAAUGAGCAAAAAUUUAGAAAAAAAUAUUACAGAAGAAACUCCAGUACAAAAAACUACCAUCAGUACACAAACUGUUGUUCCUACUGCCCAUUGUUAUUCCCAGACAGUAGCUAUGGAUUUGUUCAGCGAAAUUAGAAGGAGGUUCCUGAAAAAUUACAAUGGGCAAUUGCCCGACACUGUUCCUGAUUGCAUCAAUGUAAUGGAAGAUGUGGACAAACUCAUAAACAAUUUAACAAAUUUCAGGAAGAGUUUGUUCAGCAAAUUCAAAACCGAAUCUCAGGAUAAAAGGGUGGAAAAAAAGAGGAAAUCCAACGACGGUAACUACAAUAAUAACAGGGAGAGAAAUUUUAAGCGCCACAGGUGGGAACAGGCUGGAUCCAGUAGAGGAGAAAGAUCGAAAAAUAAUUAUGACCAAUCGAAAAUCAGAAAGGAAGUAAAUAAACCCAAAAGUCCUGAAAAAGUUGAUAACAUUGUGCAACAAAAUAAUGCAGUUGCAAGUAUUAAUUUUAAUUUCAAAUUGUUGGAAUUUCCAGAAGUUACCGAAAAAGUUUUAGUAACCAAGGUAAUUGAAGAUUCCCUUGUAAUAACUACAGAACGCGGGAAAAUCCAUUUCUGCAGCUUGGAAGAUGGAAGCUUCAAACACACUUUGGAAGUGUCGAACAUGCCUGUGACAUGUCUCGACUACAGCAAGCAAGAAUCGCGCCUCUACGUCGGAACUUUCGAUUCGGUACUAAAAAUCUACGAUUUUAAAACAAAACAGCUCAUCAAAAGUGAGCCCAUCGACGACGGUGUGCAAUGCAUCGAGUACCGAUGGGAGUACAUUUUCAUGGGCGGCCGAAGGGGGUUUCUGAUGAGAUACUCGGAGAAGAAGGAGAAAGUGGAGUUCACAGACCAAAUCUCCAAAAGUAACGUGAUGGUUUUAAAGGCGACGCAAGAGGGCGCUCGUAGAAUCUUGCUGGUGGGCUCCAGGCAUGCGCCGGUUUGCAUAAGGGACGCCAUAACUGGACUGCACAUGCGCACAUUGGCCGACCAUAUUUCACCGACGGUAUACUCGCUUUUGCUGGAGCGAAGCUUGGUGUAUUGCGGCACUACGGCCCACAACGUUUUGGUGUUCUCGUUUAACGAUGGAUCCUUGAAGGACGUCUACAACGCCCCAAACUCAAAGGGGAUAGGGGGCAUGAAAAUUUUUGAAAAUUUAUUGUUUGCAAGCUGCCUCAACGGGUUUAUAUACACAUAUAACUUGAAAGAUAACCAGUACAUUGGUAGCAUUAAGGGCCCUGGUGGUGUAAUUCUAUCAAUGGAAGUUAUUAAAUACCAGAUAAUAGUGAGCACUAUGUCAUUGAAGUUUACUUCUAUUGCCAUACCAAAGUACAUUCUGAAAUGUAUUUCUCUAUAAAAUGAAUUAAUUAGCUUCCUUUUUGUAGUGGAAUAUAGCUUUAAUUUUGUGUAAUAAUUUUUUAUAUAAUAA
Brassicogethes aeneus is the source of this 3678-nucleotide messenger RNA. The record is from the annotation of a GenBank genome assembly. NCBI's taxonomy places the organism in Eukaryota, Metazoa, Arthropoda, Insecta, Coleoptera, Nitidulidae.